AUGCCUGAUAUACAAUCUAUGAUUGUUGACAUUUUCCAUGGAAAUAACAAGCCUCUAGAUAUAAAUGAAUUUUUGGAGCCUUUUGUUGAGGAUGUUAAGCGGCUGCAAUCAAAUGGACUCUGUGUUAAUGGGCAUAUGAUUCACAUAAAAAUUAGAUGCUUUAUCUGCGAUUCACCUGCACGGGCAUUUAUUAAAGGUGUAGUCAAUUUCAAUGGGAUUAAUGGAUGCCUUAAAUGCACUACUGAAGGCGAAUAUUCUUAUCUUUCUCGAACUGUUGUAUUUCCUGAUAUAAAAUGUCCUCUUAGAACUGAUGCAAAAUUCAGAAGUAAACAUUAUGGUAAGCACCAUAAAGGGCAAGAGUCACCAAUUUUGAAAAUUUCCGAAGUUGACAUGGUGCAGGAUUUUAUAGUAGCAGAUGAACUACAUCUUUUAGAGCUAGGUGUGAUGAAGCGUUGUCUAACAGGAUGGAAAGAUGGUUCUAUGGGUUUCUCAAGUAAGCUAUGUGCUCGUGAUAUUGAGAGGAUCUCCAAACAUUUAAUAUCUGUGAAACUUCCAUCUGAAAUUCAUCGUUCCACAAGAGGAUGUGUUGAACACUGA
This is a messenger RNA of Diabrotica virgifera virgifera (western corn rootworm), 597 nucleotides long. RefSeq lists its product as uncharacterized. Lineage: Eukaryota; Metazoa; Arthropoda; Insecta; Coleoptera; Chrysomelidae. The transcript is spliced from 3 exons. The record is from RefSeq and is a predicted model, not a curated record. Bases 1 to 597 code for a protein of 198 amino acids.